Messenger RNA from Paramisgurnus dabryanus, 2262 nucleotides. It is a transcript of the gene hoxd10a, whose product is annotated as homeobox D10a. Gene Ontology annotation, molecular function: DNA-binding transcription factor activity, RNA polymerase II-specific; RNA polymerase II cis-regulatory region sequence-specific DNA binding. Gene Ontology annotation, cellular component: nucleus. The record is from RefSeq and is a predicted model, not a curated record. Lineage: Eukaryota; Metazoa; Chordata; Actinopteri; Cypriniformes; Cobitidae. Gene Ontology annotation, biological process: regulation of transcription by RNA polymerase II.
AAAUAUACAAUAUAAUGCUUUAAAAUCAUUGAUUUACUAAUAUACAAUUUAUCAAGUGGAUAGUUUUUAUUGCAUUUUUACUUUCUUUACAGAAAUUUUCAGACAUAAAAAUGCACAUAGUCUAUAAAAAACAAAUACGUCGAAAAUGCACAAGUUAUUAUCCAAUAACAUGAGAACGGUUCAUGCGUUGCUGAAAUUAAUAACAAAUGCAUAUACUAACAAGUAUUUUACUUUUUUUAAACGUAAUUUUUAUUAAACUUAAUUUGCCCUUAACCUUCAUUCAGUAUGCAGUCUGCGUUGACUAGGUCCACACCCGCUGGAUCCUCGUGUUCUGCGCCAUCAUCUGCAUUUUUCUACUGAAAUAUUAAACGACGUGAGAAACUCCGACGUGUCUACGGAGAUUUCGAUGUCUUGACUUUGAAUUAGAAUUUAAAGGAGUAGAAAAAAAAUAGAAAAAUGGCUUGUUUUCAAUGCUUAUGAUCCUUUUCAACGCACAAACAUAUACUAUUUUGUUUUAAGAAAUGGGACGUUAUGCACACUAAUAUGCACGUCUUUGCAUCAAUUUCAAGUCCUUGUUCUAGGUGUCGCUGUUGACCACGUCUAAAACUUCAAGUCGUGUAUCAAUGCGUCCACGUGAUGGGGAAGAGCCUGCGUCUCAAGGCCAUUUUCAAAUUUCAUUGGUGAGAAUGUCAUGUGGUUGAACAGAGACUCUCUGGUUUACACAGGGAUUGUUUUGCUAGAUAUGUCAGCUUACAGAGGACACCUCUCUCCUUCGUAAAAAAAAUCUUCAAAAUGUCCUUUCCCAACAGCUCUCCUGCUGCCAACACGUUUUUGGUAGACUCUUUGAUUGGGGCGUGCAGAACAGAUUUCUACUCCAGCAGUAACAUGUACAUGCCAUCCACUGCAGAAAUGGGAACCUAUGGAAUGCAAACCUGUGGACUCCUGCCGUCUCUUGGCAAACGUGGGGAAGUAAACCACCAAAACAUGAGCGUGAAUAUCCACUCGUACAUACCUCAAACUGAUAACUGGGCAGACCCGAGUAGGUCCUGUCGGUUAGAGCAACCGCUUAACCAGAUGCCCACCUGCACAUUUUCACAGAAUAUAAAAGAAGAGACAAACUGUUGUAUGUACUCCGACAAGCGAGCAAAAGUCAGCUCGUCUGAGAUACCUGCGUACUCCAACCUGAUUCCCGAACCGUGCUCUGUUGAUAGUCCCGAGAUUCCGGUACCCGGCUAUUUUAGACUAAGCCAAACUUAUGCGACGGCGAAAAACCAGGAUUAUGACAACGAGACGAUGAGCCCAAGCGCUACGUUAAUGCUGCUGAACAGAGUGACUCCUAAAGCCCAGUCAACGCCCUUUGUCGAGGUGAACAAGAAGGUGCCGCACGAACGCGACACCAGCAGCUCGUCCCCGGCGCCGAGUCCACAGCCCAAAGCCAACGCGCAGGAGGACAAGAUCUGCUCCACUGAGGCGUCUGUCUCUAGCCCCGAACUGCCACACAGAGAAGGAAAAGAGUCCAAAAGCGAUACACCGACAAGCAACUGGUUGACUGCGAAAAGUGGAAGAAAGAAACGAUGUCCAUACACAAAGCACCAGACCCUGGAAUUAGAAAAAGAGUUUUUAUUCAAUAUGUACCUGACUCGGGAGCGCCGUCUAGAGAUCAGCAAAAGCGUCAACCUUACUGACAGACAAGUGAAAAUCUGGUUUCAAAACCGCAGGAUGAAACUUAAGAAAAUGAGUAGAGAAAAUCGCAUUCGUGAACUGACCUCUAAUCUCACCUUUUCGUGAGCAUGCAAACACGAUCCAAAAUGCACCCCUCUUUUAGGCCUAUUUAUGUUCUCACAUAAUGAAAACGUGAGGACGACGAGCAUUGUUUUGUUUACUUUCACGUUCCGGUAUUGUAAUUGUUGCUACGUCCUUGUGAUUUGUUGCUACAUCCUUGAUAGGAUUUAAAAUGUGAAGCGUUGUGUAUUUUGAAUAUCUUUCACAGGGUAUACAACAAAUGAUGUUUGGUCUUAAUUUAAGAAAAAGACGAAAGACAGACUGUUCAGAUUACAUUUCCAGUGGCGACAGAACGAAAAGUCAUGGCUUUGGACAUGAGAGCACAUUUAAAAGUGAAGAGUGUCCAUUUCUUCCACCAGUGAAAACCAUCAUCUAUCUGAAAUGAUUGCGUAUAUAAUUCCUGUAAAAUGUAUGUUUUUAUGUCUAUAUCAGUGCAUGUUUGUGGCAUGUUGUCAGUGGACUAAUAAAUUAAUAAUGUAA